AUGGCGAAGAGCGUCACUCCCGUUGCUCCAACUCGGAGGCACCGAUCAAAAUCAGCUCCAAGAGGUGUAAGUCCAGAUCCUAAGGCACUGCGCAAGGCCUCUGAGAAAAAGGCUCAGCCACGGCGGCUGCAGGAUGUGGAUCUCUACACAACACCCCCGCCCAGGACCUCUAAACGUUCGACCUCUACUGGAUCCAAGGACAGCGUGAGGCAACGGAUCAGCUUCGGUGAGAACACCAUCCAUGACAUUGAAGCUGAGAACAAGUCAAAGCAGCCGUCUAAGGGUAAAGUCAAGUCCAUGGGUGACAAGGAAGCUGAAAAGAUCUUUGAAGCUUUGAAGGACCAGUCUUAUGGUGAAGACAAGGUGGAGGCCAGGCGGAAAUGGUGGUCAAGAUUUGAGAGACCAGGUAUGUUUACCAAAGCUCCUGGGAUCCCCAGAGCACUCAUGCUGAAAUUGAAAAGGUCUAGACGAAUCAGCAAAAAAACAAUCCGCCAAAUGCAGAAUUGGUGGAAAUCUCGUUUGUCCAAAAUGCAGGAAGAAAAGAAUGGCGAAGACUCUGAGGAUGAAGGGAAAGAUGAUGAGUCUGAGAACGAGGAACCAGAAGACGAAGCUGCAUCAUCUGCCUCUGAGGCUGAUGACAAGGAGGAGGAAGAGGAUGAGCAAGACGAAGAUGAGGAGAGCGAGACCGCAGAAGAGGAGGAGGAAGAAGAGAAACCAAAGAAGACUGCAAAGAAGACUGGAAAGAAGGAGCCAAAAGAAUCAGGGAAAGCAAAGACACUUGCAAAGGUUGAAAAGAAGACGGAGAAGGAGUCAGCGAAGGGCAAAGAUAAGAAGUCGGAGACAAAAGGAAAGAAGAAGGAAGAAAAGGAGAAGGUCAAGGUGAAUGGAAUCUUGAAGAAGAACAGUCCACCACCAUCAGAGCCAAGUGAUGGUGGGAGUGCUGAUGAAAGCGGAGAAGACAAGAAAGGAAAAAGCAAUUCCAAAGCCAAGAGAAGUUCCAAAACCAAGGAGAAGGAGCGCAAGGACAAGGCAGCUUCAAAAGAGAAGGCAGUGAAAGCGAGCGAAGCAGCAGAUGGGAAGAGAAAGAAGAAUACAAAAGGCAGUGACUCUGAAGCUCCUGGCAAGAAGAAGAAAAGCGAUGAAGAUGAUGGCAAGCCCUUGAAAGAGGCCGAAGAAGGUCUGGUCAACUCCACCAGCAAUAGGAAGGAAUGGCAGCAAUUCACACGCUGGGUGCGCAACAAGAAGCGUUGCCCUGCCAAGAUCGAUACACGGCAGCAGCUCUUCAAAGACUUCGUGGACACCGGGGACUUUGCUAAAGUGGAGGCAAGGUUUGAACAGAGGUUGGAGGAGACCCAGCGGACCUCUGUGAAGUAUGGGUUUCGUUCGGAAGAGACGGUGCCCGACCCCGAGCUCCCUGGGGAAGGCGAGCUCUUGUAUUUCGUUAUGGUGGAGAUGAACAUCGAGGACAUCAAGGAAUUGCGCCGCAUUACCCAGCUUGAAAUGGAGGGGACCUUGGACGCUGACGGGCUGAAAGCCUUCGUCGAAGCUGGAGGAUGCCUAGAUGGGAAACAGCAUUUGGCACUUGGCAAUAUGGUGGGUGCUGAUGGCAUGGCGAAGCUGGUUGUGAAAGCGAAGGACGCCUUGGAGAAGGCACAGACUUUGGUGAACAAGGUCGAGUCCAUCACAAAGGUCGCCAAGGGCCGCAUCGACUUGGCGAAGGCCCUGAUCAGAGCAUCCGAGAAAAAACCCAAGGCCAAGGCCGAGCCGAAGACUACGAGUGGUGCAGCUAAGGGCACUGAAGCUGCAGCUGCUUAG
Molecule: messenger RNA, 1815 nt
Organism: Durusdinium trenchii
Lineage: Eukaryota; Dinophyceae; Suessiales; Symbiodiniaceae
Source: the annotation of a GenBank genome assembly